Closterium sp. NIES-65 is the source of this 846-nucleotide messenger RNA. The record is from the annotation of a GenBank genome assembly. Lineage: Eukaryota; Viridiplantae; Streptophyta; Zygnematophyceae; Desmidiales; Closteriaceae.
AUGGCGAGCGCCGUAUCCCCGUAUCCACCCAAUCCUUCGGGAAUUGCCACCUCUGCUGGUGGGUGUUUGGAUCGCAGUGCCUCCAGUGCCAUUGGCGACGGCUCUGCUAGUGGCGAGGUCUGUAACGCCGCUGCUGCUUUCGCCAAGUUGGCCUUUUUCACCAAUCCCUCCACUCUGGCACAGAUCCCCUCCGUGUCCGGGCAGGAGGCGGCAGGGGCAGCUCGCGGGCUGCAGGGGCGGCACGCAGGCUGCAGGGGCAGCUCGCCGGGAGACGCCGCACUGGCAAGGGCAAGGGGGGCAAGGGCGCUGGAGGAGCUAGCGGGGGCGGUGGAGGCGGCGGUGGAGGCGGUGGAGGGGGUGGGGGUGGCGGUGGGGGUGGUGGCGGGGGUGGGGGCGUCAGUGGCGGCAGUGGAGGCGGAGGCGGCAGCGGCGGUGGCGGUGGGAGCGGAGGUAGCGGAGGUGGCGGCGGUGGAGGAGGUAGCGGCGGAGGAGGUGGAGCUGGUGUGUCCCAGCUUCUUCUUCUUCUUCGCACGUGCAGAGUCGGAAGCGGCGCCGCUCGCGGGACCCGCACUAUCACCCUCCGCCUGGCCGCGCUCCUGCGUGCUUGCGGCCGCGGCAGCAGCAGGCGUUUUGGCGGACUCAACGGCACUCGGCGCAGACUCUUCGUUCGGGGGUCCUUCCUGUCGCCUUGCCACCUCAGCUACGACCGCAGCAAUUGCAGUCGCCCCAAGCGGUGAGGGGGAUUCCGCCACCCUGCGCGCCAGAGAUUUAACCGACCCCGUCGGCCACGUUAGUCUCUGCCCACGUCAUCACCCCAAGUUCCGCAGCAGCGCCUGCCUCCACUAA